CUUCAAGAAAUCUUUUCCUUCCUUUGAUUUUAUGACGUCAGUCUUAGAUGAAAAUGGCAAUGGAGAUGGCGGCUGGUAGAAAUUUGCGGAGUAAAUCCAGUAUAUUAUUAGGACUGACGAUCCUAGCCGGACAUUUGGUCUUAGCAAACUCUAUAACCUGCUACUGUGAGGGUCAUUGUCCAGAUGGCGUACAUAGUGGAACUUGUGAAUCGGAAGAUUACUGCUUUGCAUCGGUGGAAUUAUAUUACGACUAUCGAACUGGAUGGUCUACUCCUUUGUACACAUACGGCUGCCUACCACCGCAAGAGACAGGCUACAUGCAGUGCCAAAUGCACAUGGUGUCGCAUGCAAUCCCCAAAAACAUAUCAUGCUGCAACGAAGACAUGUGCAACAAAGGACUGAUCCCACCGCUCGAGACCAUAAUCUUGAAUCCAACACCCAGUUUUAUAUCUGAUCGAGAUAUCCUCAUCAUUUUGGGUAGUGUUGCAGUAAUAGGGGCGGCCCUUGUGGUUAUGUUUAUCUUAUGGAAAAUGGUCAGAGGAGUGGAUGAUGGGGGAUCAUACAAGAAAUCAAAGAUCUUCCUACGCUCGAACAGCAGAACAGCUUUCGAUGAACUUGUGGAUCCAAGUUCUGGAUCAGGGUCUGGUCUUCCGCUCUUGGUCCAACGCACAAUCGCGAAACAACUGCAAAUGGUGAGGGCUGUCGGGAAAGGACGCUACGGAGAUGUGUGGCUAGCCAAAUGGCGCGGUGAAAAGGUGGCAGUUAAGAUUUUCUUCACCACAGAAGAAGCCAGCUGGAUCAGGGAAACUGAGUUGUACCAAACGGUGAUGAUGCGACAUGAGAAUCUUCUAAGUUUCAUCGCCUCGGAUAUCAAGGGAAACGGCUCCUGGACUCAAAUGCUGCUUAUCACCGACUAUCACCCUCUAGGUUCUCUAUACGACUACCUCCUAACGAACGUUAUCAGCUCUGAAGCGGGCCUCGCACUGGCCCUCUCCGCCGUCAGCGGCCUCAACCACUUGCACACCGAAAUCUUCGGAACACGAGGAAAACCAGGCAUCGCGCAUCGAGACAUCAAAAGCAAAAAUAUUUUGGUCAAGAGGAAUGGCCAAUGCGUCAUCGCUGACUUUGGCCUUGCUGUUCGCUAUGAUAGGACAAACGAAAAAAUCGACAUCCCGGUAAACACACGAGUUGGAACAAAACGGUACAUGGCGCCUGAAUGCCUGAACGAAACAAUCAACCUGCAAGUCUUUGAGUCCUUCAAAAUGGCUGACAUGUACUCAUUCGGCUUGGUCCUGUGGGAAAUCGCGCGUCGGUGCUACACCGGCAACAAGAUGAUGCACGUAGAUGACUUUCAAGUGCCUUACUACGACUGCGUGACAACUGACCCCUCUUUCGAGGACAUGAACGAAGUUGUCAACGUGAAAUGCAUUAGGCCAGAGUUGUCCGAGAGAUGGGAGACCGAUGAAGUCCUGCGUUGCUUUUCCAAGUUGAUGCAAGAAUGCUGGCACCAAAGCCCGGCAGUAAGAUUAACCGCCCUGAGAGUUAAGAAGACUCUUCGAAAAUUCGAACCGGAGUGGAGUAUGGCGGACAGCAGCUACAAGAUCGAUAUGGUUUAGUGCAGUUAAUUCUAUGACACUUGACGUGCAUAACGACAAUCAAAAUUAACUUUUAACUGCAGGCAAUGUGUCCCGAGAGACAUGGGAUUUAAGAAAAUAGCGAACAAUGAAAGGGACAGAGCGUAAUUACUGUUGUGGAUACACCGCAAUAUAGUGAUAUGGAAAAUGACACGAUUUGCCCUUCUUGUGUGCAGCGAAUAUUGCCGUUGGCAAAGCAAUGUGGCAGCCUUUACACCAACUUGAUUGUGAGGUAGUGAAUUUGCCUAUUAAACUCAUCGCUAAUGCGGUUUUCGUAGCUUAAUUUGAAUGGGUGCCAUCAUUUAGUUCAAGCGGAAAGUGUCCUAGCUUGUAGAAAAUUAUCAAGCAAAUCUCUUUGGCUCCAAUUUCGGAGAGUUCAGUUGAAAGUAAUUUUUUAUUUUGGUUACAAUAAGGACAUUUCAUGGCACCAUUUUUACACAUCAACAUUCAUACAGUACCAACUCAUUUGCGGUUAUGCUGCUUGUAAAUUUCACCAGUGUGCUUAAUUGUUCUAAAGUACAAACAAGAAUGUAAAUAUUCAUGUUUCAGAGGGUUGCAGAGAUCCAAAUGAAAAUAUUCAUGUGCCCCCUAGCUUCACCUUUACAGCAAAUUAGAACGCACUUCACAUUACUUGCCGCGAGUCAUGAGCAUUCCUUGAGUGUAACGGGCUACAAUUUGCAAUGGUUUGUCGUGAGAUACAUAAAACAAGACUGAAUGCAGGAUAUAGAUAAAACCCACUGUUAAAAAUACAUAUAAAUAAUGUACUAAACUGUAUUAGUCGUAAUUGUGAACCACAAUAAUCGGAACGUUGUAUCAGUAACCCAAUAAUUGCGUAGCUAUAAGAUGACUACGAUUGUUCCACAAGCUUUUUGGUUGGCAAUCUUCUGAUUUGACUCUGUUAUGUGAUGUCCAUUUUCUUCCAUUACAUAUUGUAUUUUCCUUUUGCUCAUUUAGUGCCAUCUUUUUGUAGGGUUUGAUUUUAACUGUGCCACCAAUUGCUCUUUUACAAUAUCUUGAUGCCAUCCUUUAUGUUGAGAAUUUGUAUUUUUACAAAAUGCAGGAAGUAGGAACCACGGUAUCGCAACAGAUCAUAUUAUUUCUUGAGAAGCAACAAAUUUUUAUUUAAUUUGUUGUCUCAUAAAUUCUAGAAUAGCAGCGAGUGAAAUGCAAUUACAGAGAUUGUAUAAUGUCAACUAGAUUUGUAUACCCUGAUACAUACUAACUAGUACUACAUUUUAUUAUCAAUAAAUUUGUCACGAUGCUAAUGAAAAA
Cloeon dipterum is the source of this 2906-nucleotide messenger RNA. RefSeq names its product thickveins (gene tkv). Gene Ontology annotation, biological process: cellular response to growth factor stimulus; protein phosphorylation; BMP signaling pathway. The transcript is spliced from 8 exons. Lineage: Eukaryota; Metazoa; Arthropoda; Insecta; Ephemeroptera; Baetidae. Gene Ontology annotation, molecular function: metal ion binding; ATP binding; SMAD binding. Bases 48 to 1616 code for a protein of 522 amino acids. Gene Ontology annotation, cellular component: plasma membrane; signaling receptor complex. The record is from RefSeq and is a predicted model, not a curated record.